AUGAGAGGAGAAAACAGUUUUGAAAUUAAGCAAGUUAUCAAAGGCUAUCAUUUGUUAAGUCAACCACCCAUGAACAAAAAUUCUCCAGCAUCAAAAAAUGAUUUUACUCUAGUCUUCUUUCCAUCAAUGUGCAGCAUCACGACCAAAACAGAAAAUCAAUUCGACGAUCUAUCUACUUAUGAAGAUGAUAAAGAGAGUGUAACUGAUACAUCAAGAGAAAAUUCCAUGCUGAUGCAGUCACAAACGUCGCAAGAUUCUUUAGAAACACUAGAUGACAAAAAUAUUCCAAGUGACUUAUUAGAAGAUGAAAAUGCUUCUCCAGAAGGAAACGUCAAAGAAGACAUGAAUGGCUACAAAGAAAAAUUAGGGGAAGAGACAAUGGGACAAAAGGAAAAAGAAAAAUCACUAGCUUCCAUCAAUUCUCGAGCUAAUAAUAAAAAUAUCUACAGUGAAGUUGAUCAAUCUAGAAAAAAUAGGCGUAAACCUUUUAACAGAAAAUUUGGUCACAAAACAAGAAAACUGCGACAAGGAUCUAUAAACCCAGUUGGUGUUACAGCUCCCAAUAUAUAUUGCAGUAUAUAUUUAAAGCAAACACAUCAGCUUCUGGUUGAAGGGCAGGAGAAAAUAAAGAAUUUAUCGACCUUUAUUUAUAGAAAGCCUUUACCACAAAAAUAUGACAAAUUUUUGUUUUCAUUGCAUGCAAACAUUUCAGCCAUUUUCUAUUUUGUCCAUUUAGGUGUGGCCAAUCCUAGCAUCAUCAAAGCUUCAGCGUUUGCAUCUAGUUCACAUCAGUACUCCAUACGGGGACCUGUGUUCCAGGCAUCUAAUGCGAGACUGAAUCACAGAGAAAAACUGAACGUGACUGCAGGAGCGUGGUGCGCGAAUAUAUAUGUUUCCGGAAUACAUUGGAUAAGUGUCGACCUCGGACAAAUCUACACUGUAAAUAAAAUUGCUGUUCAAAGUCGAGACAGUGCAAUUGCGUUCAUCCGAAAUUUUAAACUCAAGUAUAGCAUCAACCAGUACGAUUUUCAAUAUUAUAAAUUGCACGGAAAUGUUAAGAUUUUCUCUGGUAACAGAAGAGUCAACCAGGUUGUUUACCGAAAAUUCGAACACGCCAUCCAAGCACGUGUCAUACGACUAGAAGUUGUCAAAUAUUACGGCAGACCUUGUUUACGAUUCGAGUUAUACGGUUGUAUUAACACUAGUUUGACCACCACCCCUACGGAGAGCGGCCCUACAACAGUGACAGGUGGUGUUAAACGUUCUACACAAACGACUAAAGCUACUACUUUGUGUCCACGCAACUCCACUUGUUUGUGCAUCAAUACAUGCAAUAGUCUCGCAAAAGACCCGCGUGGUUGUCAUAGAUUACAAUGCAUUGACGCUUGCUCCUGUCCGAAAUAUUUUAAAUACAGUAAAAGAACUGGUUAUUGCCACUCAGACCCGAAGUGUCCGUGUGUGCGAAAUGGAAAGGUUUUUGUGGUGGGUUGUUUCUAGCUUUGACUGGGCUGCUGUAGUUUGUUUCCAAAAUUUGGCACAGUAAAUUUAUAAAAGUAUGCUUAAAAUGACAUCGAAAUUUACAAUAUACCUCUUUCAGGCCAUAACUUGAAAAUGUUUGUUAAUUUCAUAUCCAGUACUAUUUUGGUCCAAAGUAGACUAGGAAAAAAAUGAAAUAUUUUCCCCAAAAAGUUCCGAUCUCGGUCUUUGAAUUUACUUUUUAAUUUA
This is a messenger RNA of Hydractinia symbiolongicarpus, 1725 nucleotides long. RefSeq lists its product as uncharacterized. The transcript has 7 exons. Lineage: Eukaryota; Metazoa; Cnidaria; Hydrozoa; Anthoathecata; Hydractiniidae. The record is from RefSeq and is a predicted model, not a curated record. The coding region runs from base 1 to 1497 and encodes 498 amino acids.